CUACUGAUUACCAACUUCGCCUCACUUGCUGAUUACCAUUGCAAAAGUUAACUUGCUAUGCUGUGCUGUGUAACCCUCCCUAUCCCCUUCACCACCACCACCUACCUCAUCGCCUCCCUUCUAUCGAUCGAUAAAUAAUAACCUCCACUACCUUUCUUUCCCUCCCCAUCAAUGCCCCCCAUUAAUGCCCCAUUUCACCCUUGACGACGCGGCAACCCAAUCCCCCACCGGCCUAACCCGACAUCUCAACACCACCGUCGAGGAAUAUGUCUUCCCUAUCCUCAUCGCCCUCUCAUGGUGCAAUGCCAUCGAGCUGGUCAUCCUCUGCCUCAACACAUUCAAACGCUACACCGGCACCUACUUCUGGUCCCUCCUGAUCGCCUCCCUCUCCAUCAUCCCCUUCAGCCUCGGCUACCUGCUCAAAAUGUUCGGUCUGACUUUCACCAACUACUUCCUCGAGAUCUCCCUAGUCGGCGUCGGCUGGACCGGCAUGGUCACCGGACAAUCGCUCGUUCUCUGGUCCCGGCUACACCUCGUGCUACAUCAGAAGAAACUCCUGCGCGGCCUCCUCUACCUAAUUAUUUUCGACGGGGUGUUACUACAUUGCUCGAGCGAGGGGCUGGAAUUUGCGGUCAACGCGAUGCCGGAUUCCGAGCGCGUGGAUGUUGCGUUUGGGAUCAUGGAGCGCAUACAGUUGGUAUGGUUCUGUGCGCAGGAGUUGUUACUCUCGGGGCUGUAUAUACGGGAGACGGCGAGGAUGUUGCGCAUGGAUAGUGGGGAGUUGUCCAGGAGUGUGUUGGUGCAGUUGUUGCUGGUGAAUGUGGUGAUUAUUGUCUUGGAUUUGUCGGUCGUGGGGAUUCAGUAUGCCGGGUUUUUUACGUUCCAGGUGACGUUCAAGGCUCUGGUGUAUAGUAUCAAGUUGAAGUUGGAGUAUGUUAUUUUGGGUAGGUUGGUGGAUGUCGCGUAUGUGAGGUCGCAGGUCGAUACGCCGAGGUUUAGGUUUUGAUGGAUACACUUUUAUGGUUUGGGAGUUUGGCUUGGUUAUAUAUAUACCCUGGGUUUUGGUUUGGAAUUUUUGUUUGGUGGUUGGAUUAUAUAUUUGUGUUAAUGCCUAUAUACUUUGUAUAAUAUCAUAUUUUAGAGAGGAAGAGACACAUGAUGAUCUUCAGA
This is a messenger RNA of Aspergillus eucalypticola CBS 122712, 1170 nucleotides long. RefSeq lists its product as uncharacterized. Lineage: Eukaryota; Fungi; Ascomycota; Eurotiomycetes; Eurotiales; Aspergillaceae. The record is from RefSeq and is a predicted model, not a curated record. The coding region runs from base 185 to 1006 and encodes 273 amino acids. The transcript has a single exon.